Messenger RNA from Kwoniella botswanensis, 630 nucleotides. RefSeq lists its product as uncharacterized. Gene Ontology annotation, cellular component: plasma membrane. Gene Ontology annotation, biological process: transmembrane transport. The coding region runs from base 1 to 630 and encodes 209 amino acids. The transcript is spliced from 3 exons. Gene Ontology annotation, molecular function: transmembrane transporter activity. The record is from RefSeq and is a predicted model, not a curated record. NCBI's taxonomy places the organism in Eukaryota, Fungi, Basidiomycota, Tremellomycetes, Tremellales, Cryptococcaceae.
AUGCAAUUCGGGUAUGCACUCGGUCUCCUAUCUUGCGGUCUGAUGUAUCGAUUCGAUGUCGAUACCUCUACAGGGUAUAUUGUGGGGAUACUAUUCUUAGUGGGAUUUGCAGCCGGCUGUACCUUACAGACAACUCUGGUUACAAUGCAGAAUACCGCUCCAGAAGAUCUACGGGCCAUCAUCACGGGAGCGAGAAAUACCUUCCGUUCAUUCGGUGGGAGUAUUGGUCUAGCAGCAGCUGGUCCUAUUCGAAAUUCCGUUGUCACUACCGCUCUGCUGAGUAUUCCAUCGUUGACCGACAAGCAGCGCAAACAAGUUAUCAGCCUUGGACCAUCUUCAAUACUGGGUGGUCUAGAUCCAGAAGCGAGUAUACUGGUCUUGAGAGCGAUGCGGCGUGGUAUUCAGACCGUCUAUCUCACUUUUUUACCUUUGAUGGCUGUAUCUCUGAUAGCCGUGAUGUUCGUCAAGCAACGACGCCUUAUAGACGAGGAUUAUCUGGCAGAUCGAUCGGCAGAGCUGGCCACGGUACCAGUCGUAUUGUCGAGCUCACCAAACGAGGAGGUUGGCAAUCGUCUUGCCGUGUCCCAGGUACCAAGAGAUGGCUUCGAUGAUGACGUGAAGAAGGUUUGA